Rhipicephalus microplus (southern cattle tick) is the source of this 600-nucleotide messenger RNA. RefSeq lists its product as uncharacterized. The record is from RefSeq and is a predicted model, not a curated record. Lineage: Eukaryota; Metazoa; Arthropoda; Arachnida; Ixodida; Ixodidae.
AUGUCGGCGCAAUCAACCAUCGCAACACUGAGCGCUAUUUUUGCUAGAUUUGGCGCGGCCGUCGAAGUAUGCACUGAUAACGGCCCACAAUUUUCCAGCCAUGAAUUUCUUUUGUUUUCAAGGAGGUACGACUUCACGCACGUCACUUCAAGCCCUCAUUAUCCGCAGUCAAAUGGGCUUGCGGAAAAAGGUGUGCAGGCUGUGAAGCGCAUCAUGAAAAAAACUGCAGAUUCGGGCGACGACUUCUGGCUGGGCCUGCUGGCCUACCGCUCUACCCCACUGGAGGACGGGCGAUCCCCUGGUGAACUACUGCAAAGAAGGCGCCUUCGCGCCAACCUCCCGGACUUCAGUACAGUGACCGCAACCGAUGUCAAAAAGCACAGCCAGGCCCAAGGGGGAAGACCUUUGCCUCCUCUGCAGAAGGGUGUCGUUGUGCGGCAUCAGAGACGAUGCAUGGUCCCGCAAAGCUCAAGUGGUGGAUUCGCCAUAUGCAAGGUCCUACCUUGUCAAAACGGAGGACCAGAAGCUGUUAAGGUGCCACCGUCGUCACCUACUUCAAACUGGCGAAUGGUUCAUCGAGGAAAGCGACGACGACAUUGA